Vanrija pseudolonga is the source of this 3598-nucleotide messenger RNA. RefSeq lists its product as uncharacterized. The coding region runs from base 740 to 3598 and encodes 952 amino acids. Lineage: Eukaryota; Fungi; Basidiomycota; Tremellomycetes; Trichosporonales; Trichosporonaceae. The transcript is spliced from 3 exons. The record is from RefSeq and is a predicted model, not a curated record.
GUUCCACACUGACAUCAUGCGCCGAAACAUUGAGCAAGGGACAGGCAGGUGCGUGUUUGAAGGGCUGCUGUUGUGACGCCGAUGAGGUCAACAGCAGGCAGGCACUGGCGUGCCGUCGUGGUCGUCAACGCCAGGUGCCAACCCCGGCUGUCGCCUGUCUCAUGUUGCAGGCGCAGCCGCCUGCCUUCUGCUGGACACUCGCCUUUGCUGUGGCAACUGACUGCACUGCAUGGCUACCGUGUCGCCAGCCGCUGACCACAUUUCCCCGGAGGUUAUGGACACGACCACCUAUUUCCAUCCCUGGUCGCGCCGCAUCAUCGCCGACUUUGAUUUUCGGCCCCGCAUCGUCGUCGCUGCCUCGGCGUCAUUCCUGAGCAACCCUCAUCACAUGCAGCCUUCGGGAUGAUGCAACUGCGAGGAACGCUCUAUCUCGCGAGAAACGCUCUACCUCCGCAGUGGGCCACACCCCGACACGGACCACAGCGAGCAUGUCGCACUCACUGCUGCGCCUCUUCUGUCGCACCCCCCGGCGGAGGUCAUGGGUUGUUGACGUUGUCAAGAACACCGCUCUGCGGUCCACAGCAGGGACGAUGACGCAGGGUCUGGUGGUGCUCGCUGUCGAGGCAGAUCGCGGGGCAGCUCGCUCGGCAACGGUAGCCAGUCGAGGCGAUGGGGAUGCUCGCGAGGCGGAGUGGAGCACCACCGCCAUCCAUGGGGCAAGCGACAACUCGAUAUAUCUAUGCCUCGAGAGCCCCUCACCUCAACCAGACACAGCUCCAUCCCAACCUCUCGAACCAAGAACAACUAUAGCCACACAAGACAUCACACAAUGAACCCCGACCGCCGCGACUACGGUGUUGGGCACACUAGCUCCGGUAUCGCUGGCACUGGUGUCGGUGCCGGCGCCAUUGCCGAGGCGAAGAAUGACAUGGACCCGAAUGUGAACACUCGCAACACGGGCCAAGGCAUGAUGGGCCACGAGACGAUGGGCCACAACACCAUGGGCCACAACACCAUGGGCCACAACACCAUGGGCCACAACAACAUGGGCCACAACGCCAUGGGCCACGGCACCAUGGACAACACCAUGGGCACCAACACCAUUGGCCACACCAGCUCCGGUCUUGCCGGUACAGGCAUCGGCGCCGGCGCUAUGGCUAAAAUCAAGAAUGCCCUGGACCCCAACGUGAACACGGAUUCCACCGGCCACCACCAGACCGGCCACCGCCACGACCACACGAUGGGCCACAGCACCAUGGGCACCAACACCGUGGGCACCAACGCCAUGGGCCACACCAGCUCCGGUCUUGCCGGUACGGGCGUCGGCGCCGGCGCCAUGGCCAGCGCCAAGAACGCCAUGGACCCCAACGUGAACACCCACUCGUCGGGCCACCACCACACCGGCCACCACCACGACCACAGCAUGGGUCACAACACCAUGAGCCACGGCCACCACACUAGCACUAGUCUCGCCGGCACCGGCGUCGGCGCGUCCACAAUGGCAGGCAUGAAGGACACCAUGGACCCCAACGUCCACUCGCGCCACACCAACGUGAGUGGCGGGACCCACACCUCGGGCCCGCACACCAGCACCGGCAUGGCUGGCACGGGCGUCGGGGCGGGGCUCGCAGCCGACGCCAAGAACAAGAUGGACCCCGCCGUCGACUCACGCCCGACCGGUGACAAGAUCGCGGGCUCCCCGCCCCGCACCCAUGCGGCAGUGCCACGCAGCCCCACUAGCCCGACGGGCGCCGCCUCGGCCUCGGGCCACUCGGGGAUCAAGGACCCGGAGCAUGCCGAGGCCGCGCUCGCCAUGCUCGAGAGUGGCGACGCGCCCUUCUCGGCCGCGAUGGGCCGCGACCCCAUCACUGGGGCCAAGCUGCCCAAGGGAAGCACGCUGGCCAAGGUCGCCGACGCGGUUGCGGGCGACGGCGAUGUCAACGCCGCCGCUGCGCAUGCUCGCACGUCUCUCGACCGCUCGAGUAUGAGCGACACGAUGAGCCCCACUACCGCCGCGACGCUUGACGCUGGCUCCGUUGCCGCUGAGCGCCGCCACGUGGGUGACAGCGCCGACGUGCGCGCACUCGGGGACAAGAUGGAGGCUGCGCGCCUCGACGACCGGGACACCAACCGCCACCAUGUUGGCCGUGACGCCGCCGUCGUCGGUGGUGCCGCCGCUCUCGGCGCCGGUGCCAUGCACCACCACAACAAGAAUGAGCGCGCCGGUGACCACACCGCUGGCCCGCACACCUCCACCGGGCUGGCUGGUACUGGCCUCGGCGCCAGCACUGCUGCCGACAUGAAGAACAAGAUGGACCCCCGCGUCGACGCGACCACGGGCCACACCACCUCGGGCAUGCUCGGCUCGGACAGGCACACAAUGACUGGCGACAACCGCGAGCACCACUACGGCCGCGACGCCGCUCUGGUCGGUGGCGCCGCCGCCGUCGGUGCAGGCGCCAUGCACCACCACAACAAGAACGAGCGCGCCGGCGACCACACCGCUGGCCCGCACACGUCCACCGGCCUUGCUGGUACUGGCCUCGGCGCCAGUACUGCUGCCGACGUGAAGAAUAAGAUGGACCCCCGCGUCGACGCGUCGACCGGCCACUCCACCUCGGGCACGCUCGGCUCAGACAGGCACACCAUGACCGGUGACCACCACGGCCACCACGUCGAGCGCGACGCGGCGAUGGCUGGCGGCGCUGGCGCGCUUGCGGCCGGUGCGAUGCACCACCACGACAAGCGCGAGCGCGAGAUGGAGCACGCGGCGGCUCCCCUCUCGACCGGUGCACGCGCAGACGUCACCACGUCGAUGACCCCUAGUGAUGCCGCCUACCGCCGUGACCACGACCGCCUCGACCACUCGGGCCGCGAUGCCGCCGUUGGCGGUGGUGCCGCCGCGCUCACUGCGGGUGCGCUCCACCACCACGACAGGAACAGGCUGGUGGACGACUCGAUGCGCAACGAUUCGAUGACCGCCGUUGCUGGCAGUCCGGCCGGCGAGCACACCAACCCGAUGGGCUCCAACCUUACGAGCUCCAACCCGAUGGCCUCCAACGUCCACACUGGCGACCACACUGCCGGCCCACACACGAGCACCGGUAUCGCAGGCACUGGCCUCGGCGCGUCCACCGCCGCCGACAUGAAGAACACGAUGGACCCCAAGGUCGACUCGACGACGGGCCACGCCACCCGCGAGCGCGGCCUCGACACUGGCGCGUUCGGCAUGAUGGCCAACAAGGAGCAGCCGGCGGACCCCAACCGCAUCCCGCCGCACACCAGCACCGGGCUGUUCGGCACCGGUGUCGGCGCCGAGGCCAUAGCCAAGGUGAAGAACGCCCUUGACCCCAAGGUGGACAUGAGCCUGAGCCCCGACAACACCAACGACGCGACGAUGCGCAACCGUGGCCCCGGUCACAUUGCCAUGCCUGCCGACAACGACGCCCACCCCAACCUCUUUGCCAAGGCCGACGAGUCGCGCGUGGUCGACAACACGCGCAUGCCGGGUGCUUACACCGACCGCGUGAACGAGGCCAGUAAGAACAGCGCCAAUGUGGUCGUCACGCCUGUUGAGGAGCACUCGCGUAUCUUCUAA